Messenger RNA from Acanthochromis polyacanthus (spiny chromis), 5681 nucleotides. It is a transcript of the gene b3gnt9, whose product is annotated as UDP-GlcNAc:betaGal beta-1,3-N-acetylglucosaminyltransferase 9. The record is from RefSeq and is a predicted model, not a curated record. NCBI's taxonomy places the organism in Eukaryota, Metazoa, Chordata, Actinopteri, Pomacentridae. Gene Ontology annotation, cellular component: membrane. Gene Ontology annotation, molecular function: hexosyltransferase activity. Bases 3481 to 4701 code for a protein of 406 amino acids. The transcript has 6 exons.
GAAUUUCCUACAGCACAUGAAGGCACCAUGCGCGCAGCAGCAGCUCGUUAAGCCUCUCAGCUCCAGGUCAGACAGUUUGUGUUUUAACCACCCGCCCCCUUUUUUUUCUCAGACUCAUGAACACAUCAUCUUUGCUGCUCUCUGCUCUUUUGCUCGCUUCCUCGCAGGAUCUUUGCGUUUGGAAGUUUUGGAAGCUCAGUUUUGCUGCAUGCCUAACUGAGCAGAAGCAGCUUUUUUGUUGUUGUUGUUGUUUCUGCAGCACAGAUGUUUCUAGUUUGACCUCCUCCUCAUCCUAUGUCUGCCUCGUCUGGAUGUUCCCACAUUCCGGUGCCUAAGGAGAACAAGAGGACGGAGACAAACGUGCUGAACAUGUUGAUAAGAGUGCUACACGCAAAGCCAAUGUAACUUUUUUUUAAAUUCUCCUAAAGUAACUUCCCAGCUCGUGAGAUCACAACAACACAUGCCCAAUCCCUAGUAAACAACAGCUGGGAUGUAUUUUUAUAGACAAUCCAUCAAACUCGAGGUGCAACUCAGCAAUGCAGCUGAGAGGAGGAAAGAAAAUCGCCACAUUUUUUCACCAAAUCCUGCAGAGUGAUCUGCGAAACCAAAUCAAGCUCCAGGUAUCGACACCGACGGCUGUCUGAAAAGCUUCCAAUGCAUUCCUGCUCUAACUUAAGCCUUCAGAAGAUGCUGAGGAAGAUGGUGACGAUGAGGAGGAUCUUCCACGUGAAGGCAGAUGUGAUGUGCACAGUUCUGCUGCUGAUGCUGUUCUGUAUACUGCUCUACGUCCAUCAGGUAGUGCUGUCUUCUGGAUGGGACAAGCCGAUGUGGAAGCUGGAGAUCCACGGUUCUACCAGCUCCAGUCGGACUCUGCUGGGAGCCAGUGGGGCUAAAGUGAACCAGGAGUCUCAUGGGUAAGGCUUUCAAUAAUCCAGUCAUUUGUGUUCAUAUAUGUGUUUUUGAUUUUCUAGUUUGCCAGACUUCAGCACUGACACACAAAAGGGUUGUCUUCUAGAUGAAUUAAGCAAUUUGAAGCUUUGGUCCAGGUUAAAAAGAAAUGUGAAAUUCUGUUUGCAUCAGCAAUGGUUGCCUGAUUUCUGCACAAUAGUAUGGUAGUAUGGUCAUAAGGAUCCAAAACAGUUUUAUUGUCAAGUAGGUUUUAACAUAGGAGUAAUUUGGUUUGGUAUUUUAGUGCAUUUCAGCAAACACUAAUAUGCAGAUUUUCAUUUUUUUAAGUGUUGCAAGUCAGUAGACAGACAAAUAAGAAGCACAUUCAUUGUGUAAGAAUGUGCAGAAUAUCCACCUGAGAAUGUGCAAGGUUGCAUAGUAUGUAAUAUAAUGACUUGAAAUGUGCAAAAGGAUAACAAUAAAGCUAUUUAAAAGCUGUGCAUUAACAUCACACAUAGAGUCAAUGUCUAUGAAUUUAGAGUUUGGUACAUUAUUAUUACUAUGAGACUAAAGACCCCUAUUGCAAAAAUUAAGGUUUUUAACGUGUUAGCAUGCCCAUAUGCAGUUUGAUAUAUGCCACAAGACAUAUAGUGAGUGGAAUUAGCAGCCAACACAUGGCUGAACAUCUCCACCUUUAAACUGCAGUUUCAAAAAUGCAGACUCUGACUUCCACGGUUUCAAACCUCACAAACCCGAGGAACCAAUUUGGUUAUUUGGUAAGUUGACCUUUUGACUUUUUCAAUUUUCAACUUGAGCAGAAUAUAACUAACGAGUUAGAAUAUAACUAAAUAAACAACAAACCAAAUUGAAACUCAUGUUCAAUGUUCAGAAUAUUUAUUUUACAGGCCAGCCUUUCAAGAAAAAACAGCAACAAUACAACUGGAAAGUAACUGUAGCCUUCAAUGACUAAUACUGCUUAUUCGAGGUAGUGGUCUUGCUGAAGGCUGUAGCCCUCCCCAAAGAUGUUGCUUCGGGCAUACGGUAGGAGAGAUGGUGGCAUGCCUUGAAGUUGAUGACCAAUCUCGACCUAAACGAAUAGGGACAUUAUUAAGAAGCUGUUUAGCUGCAAGACCAGCUGUUUACCUGAGCUGAAUUGUGAUCUCUUCUACAUGACCUGCUGAACGGUUAGCUUUCCAGCUCUCUGGGACAGGGAUAUUGUUUUUCUCUGCCAUUUCGUAGGCUAGAUCACGGGAUUUCUUUGCAGUGAGGCCAUGAAAGUGGUCAGCCAGUUUUUUUUUCACGUGGUUUGCAAGGUCUUCCUCCAUCUCCUCUGUGGAGACCCUCUUUGCGUUAGCUGUCCCUGUGUAGCCUGCCACUGUCACUUCCCCUCCCUCUUUCUUUUUUAGGAAUCUGCGUAAAGUUGACCUGUCAAUAUUUGUGUCUGUGGCCACUUUUCUUAUGGAUUUAGCUUGUUAACAUUCUAAACUGUGGUAACUAGUUCUAAAGAACUGAGGCUGAUGUGUAUUCCAUGACUAGUUUUGCAGUUAUUUGACCUGAUGAUAAAAAGCUAGAUGAAAGAUAACUACACAUCCUGCAGUUCAUUCACUCUCAUUAAGUGUAUUGAGCCUGGUUUAAAGAGCCUAAAGAGAUAGCUAAAGUGGCAGGAGAAGGACUGUUAGUCUGGUCAUUAUUUAUAAGAUUUCAUCCCACAUAAGGACCCUGAUGCUAGUUGUGCUUGCAGACAGACUGAAUAAAAUAUGGAGAUGUUCUCACAAACUGUCUGCUGCUGGGCUGAAAUCCAGAGAUGGGAUCAAAGCGCUGUGCAGUUUGUUCUAUAUGAAUAUUCAUCCUGCAUAUGUUGAGUGCAUCAGUGUAUGUACACACAAUAUGUUGUAGUUUAUAUAAAUGCUAAUUUCCAUCUGCAGUGAUUCACAAAGGUCAACACAUUCUAGCUCCUAUAUUUAUAUUGGUUUAUUUAAUCUUUUAAUCUUUUAUUCCAACAGGUAACCUCUCUGAGACUGUGAGCUCUUCUUUUCUCUUAAUAAUACAUGAGUAUAGUCUUGAUUUUAGCUGUUUUUUGCAUUUCAGUUGUCUAUUUUUUAGGACAAAGUAUCUGAAGUCAGUUCUCUCACGCUCAGUUUAAAUUUAUGAUGCAGACUAUCUUCUAAUCAUAGGUGACCCAACUUUGUAUGAGACCAGAGAGCAGAAUUAAUGAGGCAGUUUAUCCAUUGGAGCACUUUUGGUAAAAUACUUGCCAAGCAGUUUCCUUCUGUCAGUUAAAGAGGACCAUCCCCCGUUUCAUGCAUGAUUAAGUAAGGAACUUAUUAGCUGUAGUAAAGCACAGAGUACAAUGACACGCACAGUCAAAAGGCUUUAAGAUGCUUUGAGAGCGAAACAUGCAAACACAGAAUGCACAAAUAAUCAAAAUCAGAAAACACUAUAGGUUUACCACUUUUUAGCAGCUUAGAAAUUCAAUUAUAACCUUUAAUUUGCUUGUCAGGCUCCUCAAAUGGAAAUGUUCCUUACUUAGGGAUGUUUCGGGAACCAUUUUUGAACACAGACUGACAUAUUUAUGGAAUCUUUGUGAAGAAUAUGUCUAUUCAAUUUAAUAUUCUGUCUUCUAAGUCUCCAUCCAGCCAUCUAGAGCCACAGCUGCCUCCCUGUAAGCCUCAACCAAAGUCUAAACCCUCUCAGUCCAAAUCCAAACCUCAAUCCAAGUCCAGGACCAAAUCCAAGCUUCGGAAGAAGAACGUGACGCCCACCAAGACUGCUGGCAAGCCAUCGCCGACGAUGCCGCCGUUUGACUUUGAGCGCUACCUGAGAGAAAAGGACAACCGAAACUUCAAGCUGCUCAUAGACCAGCCGGAGAAAUGUCAUGUCAGAGAAGCAGAGGAAGAAGAAGGAACUAAGAAAGCUCCCUACAUGCUCAUCGCGGUGAAAUCUGUAGCCGCAGAUUUUGAUAAGCGUCAGGUUGUCCGUCGGACUUGGGGUAAGGAGGGACAUUUCCAAAACAAUGUGUCCAUCCGUACGGUUUUCCUGCUCGGGGUUCCCAGGAAUCAAUCCGCUCUACCUCUGUGGGAUCGACUCCUGGGUUACGAGAGUCAAACCUUUCGGGACAUCCUGCUGUGGGACUUUGAAGAUACUUUCUUCAACCUGACGCUGAAGGAAACUCACUUUCUGGAAUGGGUCAACAGCAGCUGCCCCCAUGUCAAGUUCAUCUUCAAAGGCGAUGCUGAUGUGUAUGUUAACAUAGAAAACAUACUAGAGAUGCUGCAGGGUCAAAAGCCAGAAGAGGAUCUGUUUGUUGGUGAUAUUAUUAUUCACGCUAAGCCCAUUCGCCGCCGCACCUCUAAGUACUUUGUGCCCGAGUUCGUCUAUGGAGGCGGUUUGUACCCGAACUACGCAGGAGGAGGAGGUUUUGUGAUGUCCGGACACACAGCUCGGAGGCUCAGUUCUGCCUGCCAGCAGGUGGAGUUGUUCCCAAUCGAUGACGUCUUCCUGGGAAUGUGCCUCCAGCUGAUUGGCGUCAAACCGUCUCGCCAUCAGGGUUUCCGGACCUUCGGCAUCCCCCGGCCCUCUGCGGCUCCUCACCUCCAGACGUUCGACCCCUGCUUCUACAGAGAGCUCAUGGUGGUUCACAGCCUCAGCGUCCCUCAGAUCUGGCUGAUGUGGAACCUCCUGCACGACCCCAAACUCAGCUGCCACAACAGCACCAACCCGACAUCUGGGCCCUUCAGAUGGAGGGGGAGGAUGGGUGAGGCGGUGGAGGAGGAGGCGGACUACGGUGGGAAGCAGGUGUUUGUCACACAUUAGUGAUUUUCUCCAGGGCCCAGUGGGAUCUUUAUAAGACUUGGCAAGUCCAAAAUGGUCACAUUGCAGGGAUUUUGACUCGCUCUGAAAGGCUUAUGAUGUGUUCAAAAGUAUGGUUGAGUCAUACGUGACUAUCUAAGCUGGCAGACUGUCUCGGGGGAAAUGAACUGGCGAAAUGUGCUUCAGAUUAUUUGGCAAGGAAGCCCGAAGAGAGUUUAGCCGUCUGCCAUCGGUGCCCCAUCUGUCUUUUCACACUGUGCUUGUGGACAAACAAAAUUCGGGUUUGCAAAAAAGACUGUGAGAUGAGUUUUUGAAUGUAUUGUGUUGCAGUUGUUUACACGGAGAUCGGCAAGGACGACAUGACAUAGGAAAUGUGGUUAGCUGGUUUAGCCUCAUUUAACAUCUGUUUAUCUUAGAUCACAACAUUCUGGCUUUCUGGACUGAAUGAGACCGAACACUAUGGAGACUAUUCGUGAAUCGCGAGCAAAGAUGUUCCUCUCUUCCCCUGUUCUGCCGGAUAAAAGCACAAAUGGACAGUCGCAUUAUCUGUUCCCUGGGGGAACAACAAAUGAAGUCUAAAUGGAAACCAUCUGUACGGAGGGAACCAACUGGGACCAUGGCGAACACAUGCCACACAAACACUGAGAAAACCUCUGCAGAAUGUCGGUUGUUUUCAUGUGACCACUCUGGAAUUGCUUUGAUUUAUUUUGUGCGAUUCUGUGUUGAUCUCAGAUCUCCCUCAUAUCUUCACUCUCAUCUGUUCUCACAUCCGUCAGUGUUAAAAAUGCUGUAAGGCAGAUUCAUAUUAAGCUGCAUUCCAACAGAACCAUUGCUCACAGAUUUAGACGGGUCGUGUUUGUAUCUGUUGGAAUGAUUGUUAAACAGCGUCAUGUUCUGAGCUUGUGCCUAUUUUUGCCAUGUUGGCCCAUGACUGAAAUAUCUCAACUGGAUGGAUUGCCAUUAAAUUUGGUGUUGAGAAGGUG